Molecule: messenger RNA, 2323 nt
Organism: Cannabis sativa
Lineage: Eukaryota; Viridiplantae; Streptophyta; Magnoliopsida; Rosales; Cannabaceae
Exons: 3
Coding region: 278-1801 (507 amino acids)
Source: RefSeq, a predicted model, not a curated record
GAAAAGACAACAAAAACCGACCUUUGAAUCUGGUUUCGUCCCUACAAGAGAAUACAAUACAAAACCAGAGAUUAAAUACCAUACCAUACCAGUUGAACAAAAAUACCAAUUCAAACACUCACACACACCAAAAUCUUUCUAUCUUUCUAUCUAAAUUUCUUUGGCUAUUUUGAUUUUUGCAAUCCAUUAAUUAAAAUUACUCAAAAAAAACAUAAAUAUAUUACAAAUAUCAUCAACUACAAGAACAAGAAGAACAAGAGUGGAUUUUGUUAUGUAAAUGCAUCAGAAGAAAUCCGAAACUCAGAUCAGCAAAGAAAGCAGAGGCAUUUCUUCCGAUUUCAACCCAACCCCACUUCUUCUUUUCUCUUCUAAACCUCAAAAGCACAUCCGAACCCAUUACCAAACUCAACAAAUUUCUCCAUACUUGCUUUCCAAGCAAACCCAUCACUCUAAAUCACCAAACCCACCAUCAAAGCUCAUCACAACCCACCAUAACCAUAACCAUAACCAUACCCCUUCUCAUCUUCUUCAUGAACAACCCAUCUCACGAAACCCAACAACAAGGCCUAUGAUGGCGGCCCAGACUCCUUCUUCUUCUUCUUCUUCUUCGCCUUUCUGUUUAUGCUGUUCAUCGUUUGGGGUAAUUCCUUUCGCUACAAGAUCACUGGCUUUGAGAAUCGUUCGCCAUUUCCGUUGUGCCCAAUUGCUUCGAUUACACUUUCGCUUGCUUAUACUCCUUUCUUUGCCUUCACUUUACUUCAUCAUUUCCAAUCCUCGCCGCUCUUUCCUCCUCGAUUUUAUUUUCCUCCUUGCUUUGUCUGCUGCCCUUUUCGUUUCUCUAAAUCUUGCUCUCCCGCGUCUUCUCUCGAUUCGAUUGUUCCUCACUCGCUCUUUAUUGCCAACAAAGUCAUUUCCGCCUUCUUGUGGCUCAAACCCACCUCAACCGGUUCUAUGGUCAAUUGGGUCGAAACCCAAAUCGGAGAAGAGGAUAAAUUCAGGAUCUUGGGUCAAAGUAUACACUAAUGGUGAUGUUUACGAAGGUGAGUUUCAUAAGGGUAAAUGCUCUGGUAGUGGGGUUUACUAUUACAACUUGAGUGGGAGAUAUGAAGGGGAUUGGAUUGAUGAGAAGUAUGAUGGUUAUGGAGUUGAGACUUGGGCUAAAGGUAGUCGUUAUAGGGGUCAGUAUAGGCAAGGUUUAAGGCAUGGAAUUGGGGUUUAUAGAUUCUACACAGGAGAUGUUUAUGCUGGAGAAUGGUCUAAUGGGCAGUGUCAUGGCUGUGGAGUUCAUACUUGUGAGGACGGUAGUAAAUACAUCGGGGAAUUCAAGUGGGGUGUAAAGCAUGGACUUGGUCAUUAUCAUUUCAGAAAUGGGGAUACAUAUGCUGGUGAAUAUUUUGCAGACAAAAUGCAUGGUUUUGGAGUGUACCAAUUCGCAAAUGGGCAUCGGUAUGAAGGUGCCUGGCAUGAAGGCCGAAGGCAGGGCCUUGGUAUGUACACAUUCAGAAACGGUGAAAAACAAUCUGGCCAUUGGCAAAAUGGAUUUCUUGAUGUUACUAGCAUUCAAAAUACACAUCCCGACUCUCCUCGAACCAUCAGUCACGCCAGGGUUCUCAAUGCAGUGCAGGAAGCACAGCGAGCAGCUGAGAGGGCGCAGAACGUUGCAAAAAUUGAUGAGAGAGUGAGCAGAGCAGUAGCUGCAGCUAAUAGAGCUGCAAAUGCAGCGAGAGUCGCAGCUGUAAAAGCCGUCCAAAACCAAAUGUACUAUGAUAACGGAGAAGACUCGCCAUCCCCAUUUGUCUAAUUUGAAAUCCCCACUCAGAACAGGGUGCCUUUGCUGGAUCAUUUUGUACUUCAGCAUACAAGGCAGUGGAAAGCUCAUAGGAAAGCCACAUUAAUGGUUUCUUUUGUCUUUUUUUUUUUUUUACUUAAUUUUAAAAUGUGGAGCGACCUGCUUGGAACCCCAAUGUUGGUCAUUUAUUUUGGAUGACUUGUUGAGGAGCAGGUGGGUUUCUCUCUGUUUUGUUUCAUUUUGACAUGAAAUCAACAAUAUAUAUGUACAUAUAGUAUCAUGAGCCAAAGUUUGAAGUUAAGAGCUAAGUUUGCACCAAGUGCCUUUUCAUGUAAAUGUUCAUGUUCUUGAGAGAUAAUACGGUGCGUUUAAGUGGGUUUGAGGAGGGUAAGGAUGAAAGACUUAUCUAAAUCUAAUGCCUUUCCUUUCCUCUCUUUCCCUUCUAACUGUAUAGAAGUGUGUAUAUAUAGACAUUAUCUUGAAGAAUAUGCUUGUAGUGUUUAAUCAUUUAAUCCCAGUUGGAUAUUUUAUUAG